This is a messenger RNA of Eimeria mitis, 285 nucleotides long. RefSeq lists its product as uncharacterized. The coding region runs from base 1 to 285 and encodes 94 amino acids. The record is from RefSeq and is a predicted model, not a curated record. The transcript has 4 exons. NCBI's taxonomy places the organism in Eukaryota, Apicomplexa, Conoidasida, Eucoccidiorida, Eimeriidae.
AUGCUGCGUCUGUUGUUGUCAGCAUCUGCUGCUGCUGCCGCAUGCAUAUGCCGGCGUACCCUUGGGCAGCAGUGGCGCAUCUCCGUGCUGGAGCUGCAGCAGCGGCAGACUGAGCAUUUGCUGCAGCGCAUUGAUCACGCUGCUGCUGCGUUGGCGGAGCUCGAGGUGCUGCGACAGCUGCUCUCGUCUAAGCAAGCUCCAGGAGGAGGGGUGAAAGCUGUGGACGAGGGCGUGCGUGGUGGGGAAGCAGCAGGCGCAGCAGCAGCAGCAGCGGCAGCAAUUUAA